UGCGUUUUCUUUUACUUUGAUUUUCAAUUUAGUUUUAUUUAUUGGUGUCCCUUAGAAUGUGGAUAACUAGUAAUGGAAUGAUAUUAAUUUUCUAGAUCUCUUUCCAUCUCCUCCUCCACAUCCCCUCAAAUUCCCCGAUAUGUCUACCCUUUUCCUUCUCCAAGUUCUUACCAGCCUACACUUUAUAGGAGUCCCAUUUACCUCUUAACCAUGGUUUGGCACUCCUCUCUCUUCAUCACUCAUCAAACAUCCACAAGUCCACCUCUAGUCAUCUUCCCACGAAGAGAGUAGAAAUACAACUUAAGGUUGGCCUCAAUCAAAUGCAAGGUCAUUACAAUCUUCCUCUUCUAUCCAUCCCUCCUCCGUCCAAUGAAAAACCACGGCCAAGUUAUUAAACAUUGAAGAUUCAAUAAUGCCAUUCAACUCUAAGCUCACGGAGUCCGAAUCAAAUAUAUCCUAAUAAGCAGGCAUUUCUUUAGAUCAACUUUGUUUGUUUUGAAGCUCAACUAGUGAUAGUUUGCUGGGAUGUAAUGUAAGUUUAGGUUUUGUAAAAGGCAUGUACUCUUUCAGAUUGAAAGUUGGCAAGCCCUGCAGUCUACAAAAUUUUUGCACGCUCUAUUGGCACUUAUUCAUUGCUGAAACUGUUUUAUUAGCUUUCCAAAACUACAUCUUGAUGCUUGGGAGAACUGUGAUGAUACCAACCGUGCUUGUUCCAUUGAUGGGUGGAAAUGCUGCAUUAACACACUUCUGCAAGCAUUGUUUGGAACACGUCUACCAACUGUAAUUGGUGGUUCAUUUGCUUAUGUUGUACCCAUACUCUAUAUCAUUCAAGACUCGUCAUUGCAGCGGAUUAUAGACCCUCAUGUAGUAAGUUAGCAGGGCAUUUACAUACAUACCACAGAAUUCUUAUCCAUUUACAUAUCCAACACCUAAACUUUUAUAUUGACAUGCAGAGCACUGAAAUU
Molecule: messenger RNA, 965 nt
Organism: Phalaenopsis equestris
Lineage: Eukaryota; Viridiplantae; Streptophyta; Magnoliopsida; Asparagales; Orchidaceae
Product: nucleobase-ascorbate transporter 1-like
Exons: 4
Coding region: 557-784 (75 amino acids)
Molecular function (GO): transporter activity
Source: RefSeq, a predicted model, not a curated record